Messenger RNA from Anisakis simplex (herring worm), 4425 nucleotides. The record is from the annotation of a GenBank genome assembly. NCBI's taxonomy places the organism in Eukaryota, Metazoa, Nematoda, Chromadorea, Rhabditida, Anisakidae.
AUGCCCACUACUCGGUCACAAGCUGCAUCUUCGUGUAUAACUGCAAAUGUACUCGCCGAUCGCUCCACUCAACCACCGAAUAAUCCAGCUUCGAUCAAUGAGGACAUCGAUGAAAGUAUCGCGAUGUUGAUGGGCUAUGUUGAUGAUUUGAAAUCGUCAACUGAUAUCAGACUCACAUCGAAAUUUAUUGCCGAUAAAUACUCAUUGAACGUUGCGCCAACUGAUGGCAAGAUCGAAGAUGAGCAUUAUUCAAAUGAACAUUUCCCUCGGUCGAAGCCAUACACUCAUCACAACCACCUUAUCAGUGACAAAUCUUUCCAUGAUAAACCAGUAAUUAGCUGCUAAUCGUUACCUUCCUCUCCUUCAUCACCAUUAUGCAAUUCCAAUCAAAUCCCUCUAUGCAAUGGUCAUCUAUGCCAUGAAAAAAUAUCUUCACCGCUCGAUCAUAUCAGUACUAACAAUGGUACCAGUCAACCAGAUUACGUCAACGUACCUGGUAAAUCUCAAACAUAUUCCACUACAGUCACACUCCUGCAACGCUCUAUAUCCCCACAACAAGUAUUCAACAACAUCGAUCACUCCGAGUCUCCACCAUCAAUAACAAAUAUUGAUCUAUCCACAUCUCCACCGCAAUCGUCCUCGCAUUCUGAACACUCCACUUUACCAACUCCGCCAGCAUGUAAUCGUUUAUCGCGAACUUUUGGUAGUUGUGAGCAAAUCAACCCUAACACUGGUAACGUCGAUCAGGAUAAUGGUCGAACAUUCGCAUUAACAAAACGAUUUAUUGAAGAAGAAGCGAUUGAAAGUUGUCGUUGGCUUCGUGACGCUGGCUUUCCUCAGUAUGCACGAUUCUAUGAAGAAGGCCGAUUCCCGAUCGAUCUUCGUUCAGUGAAGCGCGAUCACGAGUUUUUGGAUAUUGAUUCGUUGAGGGCACUUUUCAGACGUUUGAAUUCACUUAACCGAUGUGCAAUAAUGCAGAAAGAAAAUGUCGUCCUAAGGAAACAUUCCAGUCGCUUUGGUGAAACUUUAUUGGAUCGUUCGGAUGGUGAAUCAAACCGAUUGGCUGCUCAGUGUGAUGACGAUGAUCAAAUCGCUAUCUCAGAUCGUUGGAAGUAUCAACGGAAGUCGCAGUCUUGGUCUAGAACAAAUGGUCAGCAGUUAUCCGCGAUUGUUCUUUUUUGUGAAGUAGCUGGAAGGAUGCUGAGAAGAGAGCACGCAAGACCCGAACGUGAAGAGAGUAUUAGCCCAAGUUGCAACCUACGGGAGCUAUCUGCUCAUUGUGAUCAUGAUGCAAAUUUGACUGACAACCAUGAAGAACACCCAAAAUUAGCACUGAAUUCGAAUACGCAAUUUGUGAACAGUAAAGUGGCAAGUGUUCAACGAUCUCAAAGUGAGCGUUUAAAGGAAAGAGCGAAAGCUUUCAUGAAACGAGUUGAUGCUCGUUGGUCAUCAAGGCAUCGCCGAAUACGCGAAGGUAUAUCGUGUGACCGCGACCGCGAUCGUCGUAAAGCAUCCAGUCGAGAACCGAUCAUCGGAAAUCCCGUCCUCAUAUCGCACUUCUCGGCCAGUCCAAGACCAAUGCGUAUGUUCCCGAUCACAAAUCAACUUGUUGACAAUGACCGACCAUCCAAUAAUCUAGCCGUCGAUCCCUCGACGCUCUGCCAAGCUCGUCUCCAUAAUAAAUCGUCAUGCAGCAAUCCGAAUCAAAACAUUCCUCAUUCUAAUAACGCCACCAGUCGUCGUAUGGGAAUGAUAAUGUUAUCACCGAGCGCAGAUUCAUCAUCUGCAGAGGAUAGUUUUAUUGAAUCGAAUCGGGUUGCAGAGGUGGCUGGCUGGUGUACGAAUCGAACCGAUCCUGGUGUUGUUCCAGCAGUACUCCGGUCAUUCCAAUCAAGCGAUUACGCGAACAGAUCGCGAGUGAUCAGAAAUGAUUAUGAUAAUCAUCGUUAUGCCCCAUCAAACUCAAUCGCAUCUCAGCUACUCAAUUCACCAUCACCCCAUAACAAUAACAAUCAUACAGAAACUCAACAGCUUCACUACUAUACAACACCAAGUUGCAGUUCACCUGAGUUCUCAUCGUGUGAAUCAAAACAGAUCUUCAAAGUCCCUAACACUCCAACACUUCAAAGGGUUAUCGAUCAUGCAGCUGUUAUCGAUCAAGAAACGAGUUAUGAUAAUAUGAUGAUGACAUUUUCUAAUGCUGAAAUGAUGUUACCUACUAAUGCUAGCAGUCCUCCUCAGUCCAAAUCAACCUUUUACACGCCACUGCCAUCAGAACGAUGUAAAUUGAUCGUCAAUGCGGAUGGUUACUACGAGCAUAUUCCGGAUAAUCAGUGCUUCGAUAAAGCGGGUAUGGUUGAACUGGAUGCCACCACAUCGAACGCUUCGUCAUCAGUGUUCAUCUCUCAGCCAUCCACAUCUUCAUCAUCCACUUGGAGUAGUUCAUGUAACUUCAAUCGAUUUCAUAAGGAUAGCACAACUGUAAAAGAUGAACGAAAUUUAUCGAGAAUUGUUACGAAUGGUAAUGAUGCUUGGAAUAAUGUCCAUAAUGCUAGUGCAUUCGGCUCAUCAUUCAAAAUGAUUGGUGGGUAUGAUCCGGGUGUGAUGGUGAAUGACACCGCUGUAAUAAUUCCACAGCGGCGAGAUUCAGGCGUUGGCUCGAGCUUAUCGCGCUCACCGAGCGGACCAACAACACAGCGACAAAUCAGAUCCAGUCUGACCCGACCGUUUUGGAGUAACAAUGAUAAUAGUUCAAGCAAAACAAGAUAUGACACAGCAACAACGUCGAAUUUAUCAACUUCAAUCAAUUGUGUUGCUGCUGUUCAAGGAUCAGAGAAUUACCAUGCGUUCAUCGACAACACUCAUCUUCCGCACUCAAUUGAUGCAUUGAGUGUCACUCAAAUCGUAACUUAUCCUUACUAUCGCCUUCUUAAUAUAUAUUGUGGCCAUAUAAGAUUUCGAAAGUUGGCAUUCCUAAAGUUAUCAGCCCUAAUGGAACGUUACGUUGGUAAUGCGAUACAGUUAGAUGCAUCUUCGGUGGACACGGCAAAUAAUGCAAACAUGAAAAAUUGGACUCUGAAUAAAUUCUUGAAGAAAAUGCGAACGAAUGAUACCAAAUCAAUGAAUAGUGAAGUGUCGUCGUGUGUAUUCGGAAUGCCAUUAUCAAUGGUGUAUAGUCGAAGUGGUCUAUCGCUGCCAAGAGGUAUUCUUCAAUUGAUGCACUUCCUUUCAACGGAUCGUAUUGUUGAUACUGUUGGUAUAUUCCGUAAGAAUGGAGUGCGUUCGCGAAUCGCUGAACUCAGAGCAAAAUGCGAUGUGGCUCCCGAUCAAGACGUAUUUCCUCAUUCGAAAGGACUUGACUCACUUUUGGUUCAUGAUAUGGCCGACAUGUUGAAGCAAUACUUCCGCGAACUUCCCGAAUCGUUGAUGACUGCAAAAUAUUCGCAAUUAUUCGCCAAUAUUUAUUUAUAUUUACCCAGUCAGCAUCGUUUGAAAGCACUUCAGCGUGCGGUACUCUUAUUGCCAGAUGAGAAUCGCGAGGCACUUCAAACAUUGCUAUUCUUCUUGCAUGAUGUUGCAUCGCAUUCAUCUGCGAACAACAUGAAUGCUCAAAAUUUGGCUGUUUGUUUGGCUCCGUCUCUUUUUCAUUUGAGCACUGUACGACUGAACAGGAUGAGUCCAGCAAGACGUCAUAAAACAAUCGGUGCGAGUGGAAUGCCCACAGAGCGUGAAAUGAAAGAAUCACGAGCAUCACAAGAAUGUUUGGCGCAAAUGAUUGAUUCAGCUCUUGAAUUAUUCAUUCUGAAUAAAUCUGAUCAAGAUUGCGAUUACAAUAUCAAUUCAUCGCUUGUGAAUGAUAUCAGUGGUUACGAUUAUGAAAACGAUGCUGACGAUUAUCAGCUUGAGUUACCCUUUCUUAAUGAACUUGGCAUUGCUGAUGGCGGUAAUUACAGAACUUAUCUCAUACAAAAAGCCAUGCAGCUUAUUAAGGAGCAUAACGAACGAUGGAAGGGUUGGAUUGUGGAGGGUUUGAUAGAUGGUGUUGAAAUAUCAACGAAGAAGGCAGAUGAUGGUCAUGUGCUCCGUUAUUUCCGUGUCUGGACUGAUAUUGAAGCACCACCGAAGCAGUUACUUUUGCGUUUAAUGAAACAAAGGAAUGUAUGGGAUCGGUCAGUGAUAAAUUGGCGAAGUGUGGCGUCUUUGAACGAUGAAGAUUGUGAUUUGUAUCAGUACGUGCUGAACGAUACACCAGCACAUCCAACCAGGGAUGUGCUUGUUGUCAGGUUAUGGAAAACGGAAUUGAAAGAGUUGCGGGGAGGUUGCGUUCUAAUCGAACGUUCAGUGCGUUCAAGUGAGACUCAGUUGCUCGGUGCUAUUCCAGCCGUUGCGCUCGCAUCUNGGACGUUCUCGUAUCACUUACAUUAG